AUGUUAAAAUAUUUAACAUAUUUAUCUAUCUAUCUAUCUAUCUAUCUAUCUAUCUAUCUAUCUAUCUAUUUAUCUAUCUAUCUAUCUCAGUUUUUCAUAUCUAUCUAUCUAUCUAUCUAUCUAUCUAUCUAUCUAUCUCAGUUUUUCAUAUCUAACUAUUUAUCUAUCUCAUUCUGUCCCUAUCUAUCUAUCUAUAUCUAUCUAUCUAUCUAUCUAUCUAUCUAUCAGUCAUUUCAUAUUAAUCUUAUAUUUUAUAAAUUAAUCUUUCUACCUCUGACUGUUAUCUAUCUAUCUAUCUAUCUAUCUAUCUAUCUAUCUAUCUAUCUAUCUAUCUUUAAUCAGAAUCAACCAAGCAAGGCAAUAAUGCCACAUAACAUAAAGGGAUACAGUUUUGUUUAUCUAUUAGUGUAUGAAUCAAUCUUUCUACCUCUGAUUCCUAUCUAUCUAUCUAUCUAUCUAUCUAUCUAUCUAUCUAUCUUGUAUGAAUCAAUCUUUCUUCCUCUGAUUCCUAUCUAUCUAUCUAUCUAUCUAUCUAUCUAUCUGUCUGUCUGUCUGUCUUGUAUGAAUCAAUCUUUCUACCUCCGAUUCCUAUCUAUCUAUCUAUCUAUCUAUCUAUCUAUCUAUCUAUCUAUCUUUUUGUUCAUAUCUACCUCCCUCUCAUUCAAUCUAUUCACUUCUAUAUGGUGUCAAUUUAUGUAUCUUCUUAUCGCUGUGUAUCUAAGUAUGUUCAUAACUAUGCAUCGCAGAUUGUCAGUAUCUGUCUGCCUGGCUCUGUCUGAAUCAUAUUUAUCUAUUGACAUAACAGACUUCUUUCUCCUUUCCUUACAUCUUCCUCAUUUCCUUAUCUCUUCUUUCUCUUUUCCUUACCACUUCCGGCUUUCCUUAUCUCUUCCUCCUUUCCUAACCUCUUCCACCUUUCCUUACCUCUUCCUCCUUUCCUUAUCUCUUUCUCCCUUCCUUACCUCUUCCUCCUUUCCUUACCUCUUCCUCCUUUCCUUACCACUUCCCCCUUUCCUUAUCUCUUCCUCCUUUCCUUACAUCUUCCUCCUUUCCUUAUCUCUUCCUCCUUUCCUUACCUCUUCCUCCUUUCCUUAUCUCUUCCACCUUUCCUUAUCUCUUCCUCGUUUUCUUACCUCUUCCUCCUUUCCUUAUCUCUUCUUUCUCUUUCCUUACCUCUUCCUCCUUUCCUUAUCUCUUCCUCCUUUCCUUAUCUCUUCUUUCUCCUUUCCUUACCACUUCCCCCUUUCUUUAUCUCUUCAUCCUUUCCUUACCUCUUCCCACCUUUCCUUUUCUUCCUCCUUUCCUUAUCACUUUCUCCCUUCCUUACCUCUUCCUUCUUUCCUUACCUCUUCCUCCUUUUCUUACUUCCCCUUUCCUUAUUUCUUCCUCCUUUCCUUACCUCUUCCUCCUUCCUUAUCUCUUCCUCCUUUCCGUGCCUCUUCCUCCUUUCUUAUCUCUUCCUUUCCUUAUCUCUUCCUCCUUUUCUUUACCUCUAUCUCCUCUCUUUCUUCCACCUUUCUCCACCUCUUCUCCUUUCCUUAUCCUCUUCCACCUUUCCUUAUCUCUUCCUCCUUUCCUUCCUUCCUCCUUUCCUUAUCUCUUCUUUCUCCUUUCCUUACCUCUUUCCUUUCGUAUCUCUCUUUCCUUCCUUACCUCUUAUCCUUUCCUUACCUCUUCCUCCUUUCUUACCCUUCCCCUUUUCUUAUCUCUUCCUCCUUUCUUACCUAUUCCUCCUUUUCUUAUCUCUUCCUCCUUUCCUUACCACUUCCGUCUUUCCUUAUCACUUCCUCCUUUCCUUAUCUCUUCCUACUUUCCUUAUCUCUUCCACCUUUCCUUAUCUCUUCCUCCUUUCCUAACCUCUUCCACCUUUCCUUAACUCUUCCUCCUUUCCUUAUCUCUUUUCCCUUCCUUACCUCUUCCUCCUUUCCUUACCUCUUCCUCCUUUCCUUAUCUCUUCCACAUUUCCUUAUCUCUUCCUCGUUUUCUUACCUCUUCCUCCUUUCCUUAUCUCUUCUUUCUCCUUUCCUUACCUCUUCACCUUUCCUUAUCUCUUCCUCCUUUCCUUAUAUCUUCUUUCUCCUUUCCUUACCACUUCCCCCUUUCUUUAUCUCUUCGUCCUUUCCUUACCUCUUCCACCUUUCCUUAUGUCUUCCUGCUUUCCUUAUCACUUUCUCCCUUCCUUACCACUUUCUCCUUUGCUUACCUCUUCCUCCUUUCCUUACCACUUCCCCCUUUCCUUAUUUCUUCCUCCUUUCCUUACCUCUUCCUCCUUUCCUUAUCUCGUCCUCCUUUCCGUACCUCUUCCUCUUUUCCUUAUCUCUUCCACCUUUCCUUAUCUCUUCCUCCUUUUCUUACCUCUUCCUCCUUUCCUUACCUCUUCUAUCUCCUUUCCUUACCUCUUCCACCUUUCCUUACCUGUUCCUCCUUUCCUUAUCUCUUCCACCUUUCCUUAUAUCUUCUUUCUCCUUUCCUUACCACUUCCCCCUUUCUUUAUCUCUUCGUCCUUUCCUUACCUCUUCCACCUUUCCUUAUGUCUUCCUGCUUUCCUUAUCACUUUCUCCCUUCCUUACCACUUUCUCCUUUCCUUACCUCUUCCUCCUUUCCUUACCACUUCCCCCUUUCCUUAUUUCUUCCUCCUUUCCUUACCUCUUCCUCCUUUCCUUAUCUCUUCCUCCUUUCCGUACCUCUUCCUCUUUUUCCUUAUCUCUUCACCCUUUCAUAUCUCUUCCUCCUUUUCUUACCUCUUCCUCCUUUCCUUACCUCUUCUAUCUCCUUUCCUUACCUCUUCCACCUUUCCUUACCUCUUCCUCCUUUCCUUAUCUCUUCCACCUUUCCUUAACUCUUCCUCCUUUCCUUACCACUUCCUCCUUUCCUUAUCUCUUCUUUCUCCUUUCCUUACCUCCUCCACCUUUCCUUAUCUCUUUCUCCCUUCCUUACCUCUUCCUCCUUUCCUUACCUCUUCUUCCUUUCCUUACCACUUCCGCCUUUCCUUAUCUCUUCCUCCUUUCCUUACCACUUCCAUCAUUCCUUAUCUCUUCCUCCUUUCCUUAUCUCUAUCUACUUUCCUUAUCUCUUCCACCUUUCCUUAUCUCUUCCUCCUUUCUAACCUCUUCCAAUCCUUUCCUUAACUCUUCCCUCCUUUCUUAUCUCUUUCUCCCUUCCUUACCCUACCUCCUUUCCACCUCCUUUCCUCCUUUCCUUUACCACUUCCCCCUUUCAUAUCUCUUCCUCCCUUUCCUAACAUCUUCCUCUUUCCUUUUCUUUCUCCCUUCCUUACAUCUUCCUCCUUUUUCUUAA
Molecule: messenger RNA, 3297 nt
Organism: Acanthosepion pharaonis
Lineage: Eukaryota; Metazoa; Mollusca; Cephalopoda; Sepiida; Sepiidae
Source: the annotation of a GenBank genome assembly